Ornithodoros turicata is the source of this 1862-nucleotide messenger RNA. RefSeq lists its product as uncharacterized. Gene Ontology annotation, cellular component: endoplasmic reticulum; protein phosphatase type 1 complex. The record is from RefSeq and is a predicted model, not a curated record. Lineage: Eukaryota; Metazoa; Arthropoda; Arachnida; Ixodida; Argasidae. The transcript has 2 exons. Bases 358 to 1545 code for a protein of 395 amino acids. Gene Ontology annotation, molecular function: protein phosphatase regulator activity. Gene Ontology annotation, biological process: response to endoplasmic reticulum stress.
UUGCGAGUGCGGACAGCGCUGUCUGGUGCUCAUUUUUGUUAGCCACAUUUCCAUUUUCUGUCUUGGAUUACAAACGUGUGGUUGAUAGAAGACAUGCUUUACCAACAAGACGACGCCAAUGUAUUGAACUCGCUGGAUAUGGACAUUGCUUGUGAAAGCAGCGCUCCUGACGAAUACAUGAUGUGUACGACGCUUAUGCUCGCUAUAAAGUGUCUUCAUUAUUGUGGCGGUUCGGCUAAGCCUAUUCGUAGAACCCGUGUACCUCAAAUGUGUGAACCUUGGGCUAUUCGGCACAUUGACAGCAUUAUGCGCAUUUUCUAGAACCUGCGUCUACACCCGUUACUCUGGCGAAAGAGCAUGACGGAGUUACCCUGCCGGCCCACCCCUAUAAACAUCAUGUGCAAGGUAUGCGAGACGGGCAGCCAAGUUUGCGCCAGUCAUGCAGUUUACAGAGGGGGCAGCAAAUUAGAAGAUGAAGUGAAGUUGGUCGGUCGUUGGAGGCCAAAUGCGCGAUUCAUUGGUGGUUUUGUCGGAUCCAAAACCCGUAGCGGGUGCGCUGCGGGUUCGCGCCAUCACUAUCAAAUGCAUCUAUCCGAUUUCAUGCCUCCCCAGUCAACAAACUGUACAAGUCAGCCCACAUGUGUCAGAGUGGAAGCUCACUGUGUACCAAAUUCGGCAUUCUGCAAAGUGAAGUUGAACGGGCGUAAAGUGCAACAGUUUCAAAUGUCGGUCAAGGAGGUUCUCGGCGAGCAGUGCUCCGACAGUAGUGCUCAGCGGGAUACUGCUGAAGCCGCACCAAAAUCAGGCAAUGAACAUAAGCGCGGCAAUCGCCGACGUAGAAAACGGCAAAAGAGAAGGAAUAAAGCCCAGUCUUCAAAAGCCCAAGUUGCAGAUGACCCAGAAUCGAAUGAAAUUAGGAUAACAGCGACCACGAACUCACCCAAACGUGGUGGUUCUCGCACCACUCGAGACUUAUUGGUUCAUGUUGAAUCAGCUUCUAGUCCGCCACUUUGUAAUUCACCACCGAAAAACACUUACCCAACAUCGAAUCCUACGUUAGCCUUCAUUCUGGGAGGGAACGAAGACUUGAGUGAUGUCGACAGUGACUGGGAUGAAGUUGACAGUGAUGAUGAAGACUACAGUGCGAGUUUCCCGGUUGGUUUUGUCUUUAAGUCGCUGCCAAAUGGAGUUUUCUCUGUGUCUGUGUUUGCUGGCAAUGAAUCGAGAUGCCGCGACGAAGGUUUCGACGACAUCGAUGGUGUCGUGCAUUCGCCUUCUGUUCUCCACGAAGCUAAUGCAAGAUGGAAAGAAUCUUAUUCUAACGUGAAGAUAGUACCACGGGAUUCCAAGGUUCAUUUUCCAACGGACGACAUCCUCGUGGUGGUACGGAAAGCAGACGACAUUGACCGCAAGGGCACCUGGGAACGAGCAGCCAAUGACAGACUUCGGUUUCAGUGUCGAAUCUCAAAUGCGGAAAAAAUCCUAGCACCGGUAUUGAGUACAGAACACCGGCAAAAGGUGCUACAACGAAAUACCGCCUCUUGACCCGCAUGAUUUCGGUAGCCACAAAAUUCACACAGUUUCAGGACUCCACAGGGCUGGCUACAUGUACAAUUCACUGGGACAAAUCUCAAAGAGCAUGUGUUUGUUCAGUUGCUCUUGUGCACAAACUGUGGAGAGGGCAUGCUUUGCGAGAUACAGCAUGGCAGAAAGAAACGUUAAUAUAUGUACAACUUUCACGCUUUUGUAUAAACAAUACGUUUUGCACAGAUGCUUGUAUGAUACUGUUCUUUUUUUCAUCAUCGAUGAAGACGACCAGAUCUCCUCAAAUUAUCUUUAAUAAAAAUGAGCUUUGCUUUGUA